Molecule: messenger RNA, 2225 nt
Organism: Toxotes jaculatrix (banded archerfish)
Lineage: Eukaryota; Metazoa; Chordata; Actinopteri; Toxotidae
Product: leukocyte elastase inhibitor-like
Exons: 10
Coding region: 36-1391 (451 amino acids)
Biological process (GO): negative regulation of endopeptidase activity
Molecular function (GO): serine-type endopeptidase inhibitor activity
Source: RefSeq, a predicted model, not a curated record
CGGAAAGGCGCGUCCGCCUGUAAACAGAAAAACUGAUGCCUGACGGUGAAGUCGGUCUGUUAGUGAAAGACUGUGACCGCAGCGGGACUGAGAGGAAAGCAUCCGUCAACACAAUGGAAUCAUCAGUCGCUCUGUCCAAGGCCAACACCACCUUCUCUCUGGCUUUGCUGAAAAAGCUGAGCGACAACGACAAGACCGCAAACAUCUUCUUCUCCCCUUUCAGUGUCUCCUCAGCCCUGGCCAUGGUGAUGCUGGGGGCCAGAGGCAACACAGCCACACAGAUGUCAGAGGUCCUUGCCUUCACAAAAGCAGAGAAGCCACAGAAAGCAGAGAAGCCACAUCAGAUGCAGAUGCAGAUGCCGAUGCAGAUGCAGCAGCAGGUCCAGUCCAGACUCCCACAGUACCUGCGCAAGUGUCUGAAAACACAGGACUGUCAGGACGACGUCCACACUGGCUUUGCCCACCUGCUGAGUGAGCUCAACAAGGCCGAUGCUCCGUACGCCCUCAGUGUGGCCAACAGACUGUACGGGGAGCAGUCCUACCAGUUUGUUGAGGAUUUCUUGGGAAAAACCGAGAAGCACUACAACGCAGAGCUGGAGUCUGUGAACUUCAAGACCAGCGCUGAGGCUGCGAGGCUCAACAUCAACAGCUGGGUGGAGAAGCAGACACAAGGUAAAAUUAAGGACAUACUGGCCUCAGGUGUGGUGGACUGCAUGACCAGGCUGGUGCUGGUCAAUGCCAUCUACUUCAAAGGCAACUGGAACAAGCAGUUUCGGGAGAGUGCCACGCGUGACGCUCAGUUUCGAGUCAACAAGAAUGACACUAAGCCGGUGAAGAUGAUGCACCAGAAAACUAAGUUCCCUUUGACCUUCAUCCCUGAAGCCAACUGCCAGAUCCUGGAGAUGCCUUACAAAGGGAAGGAGCUUAGCAUGCUCAUCUUUCUACCCAUGGACAUAGAGGAUGGUUCCACUGGUCUGGAGAAGCUGGAGAAGGAGCUGACCUAUGAGAACUUCGUGGAGUGGACCCGUCCAGACAUGAUGGAUGAGGUUGAGGUCCAGGUGGGCCUGCCUCGGUUCAAGAUGGAGGAGAAAUAUGACAUGAAGAAUGUCCUGGUCAGCAUGGGAAUGGGGGAUGCCUUCGACAUGGCAAGGAGUGACUUCUCAGGCAUGUCCCCGGCCAACGACCUGGUGCUGUCAGAAGUCGUCCACAAAGCUUUUGUGGAGGUCAACGAGGAGGGAACUGAGGCUGCUGCUGCCACCGCUGCCAUCAUGAUGCUGCGCUGUGCUCUGCGUCCUGCCACCUUCAUCGCAGACCACCCCUUCCUCUUCUUCAUCCGGCACAACCCCUCCGCGAGCGUUCUGUUUGCCGGCCGGUACUGCUCCCCUGUGUGAGCACUGCAUCGCUGAGAUCUCAACAGGAAGGAGAGGGGUUACAACACAUCUACAGUUCCAAUAGUAAAGCAUUUUAUUUGGUUUUAGCGUACAAAUGUUGAGAAUCACUGCUCUGGAAUUUCCUUUGGCGAAUCACACCCUGAGUUCCCGUCCUGUAUUUUCAGCUCCAGGAUGAUGAGUAAAAACUACAGUGCUGGAUUUUCUGACCUGUGGCCCCUGAACAUUAGCUUCUUGGACUGUUUGUCCUUUGCACCUAAUCUCACCCUGGCGUUAUGUCUGUAAUACUAUAUAUAUUUUAUUUGCUGCAGCCUCACACUCUAGUUUAUCUAUACCAUUAGUUUGUGUGCCUUAGACCCUUUGAAGGAAUUUGCCUUCAUGACUUCACCUUUUAUGCCUUUUUGCUGGAUUCUCUGCACUUUAUCUACAGAACAUGCAAUUUAACUGUUUUACAUAUUCAGUGAACUAAAGAGAAUAUUGUGAAUAAAUCACAAUCACAAUCAGUCAUUAUGUAAAGUGUGGCUAUGUUUAACUGUACUAUUAUGCAUAUAAUGAACAAAGACUAAAAAGAACAGGAGUUUACAUGAAGUUUGGAACUGGCACUGACUCCAGGUCACUCAUAUGUAUCCUUAUGCUUUUACAUGUGGAAUAAAGUGUGUGAUUAAAAACAAACAAACAAGUUAAUGUUUAACCUAAACUGUGUAUGUUGUCUAUACAGGGAAGAGUAAAUAUAUUACUGCAGCUACUUUUAGUGUUGUGUUCUACCCUGUCUUCAGGCAUUAAUAAUGUCUAAUAAUGAUCUAAGUGAUGAGUUUAAAGGGAUAUAAUGCACCUGCA